AUGGCUCCUCGCCAGCAAGACAAGGCCAAGAGCGUGGCCGCCCCGGGCAAGACGAAGUCCGCGAGCGCCGCCACCGCGGUGACCAAGCAGCACAAGAAGGCUGACAAGUCGCAGCACAAGAAGAAGCUCCUCGCUGCGGCUGCCGAGAAGAAGGCCAAGCAGGCCGCCAAGCAGGAGGCUGCCGGCGCCGCGGACGCCGGCGCCGCCGAGGAGAAGCCGGCUCCCACCAUCAAGUUCACCCCCUCGGACACCUUCCAGAAGGCCUCGGCCUCCGGUUUGGUGGAGCUCCUUGGGCAGUUCGUCGAUGCAGGCUCCAAGGCCCCCGCCAAGAUCCCGGGUCUCUCCAAGGCCAUUCUCGCCAAGGCGGCGCAGGUCCAGCCUGCGACUGAGAUGGCCUACCUCCUGCGACGCUGCAUCCGUGGUCUGGCCUCGUCCGAGGUGACCCUGCGCGGGCACUUCGCCGAGCUGCUGGUCCAGCUGACCGGCGCCCAUGCGCAGGCCCUCACCUUCGCCACUUUCGCCGACCUGGCCGAACAGAACCUCAACACCCGGACCUCGGAGAUCCGCGACACGGUCCUCACGCCGGCCCUCUGUCUCCUGACGACGGUUCUCCUCCGGACCGGGCUCCUCUUCGCCACGCCCGAGGGCUUCACCGCCUGUCUGGAUCGCCUGCGCGAGCUCUUCACUCCGAAGCGUGCCACCCGGCAGGACGUCAUGCCCGUGUACCAGGCCAUCCUGGCCGAGUGCCUGUCGGCCAACGGGGCCGAGGAUGAUGACCCCCGCGCGGCUCUUCUGCCGGUGCUGCUCGAGCACCUGGCCGCCCUGGUCCGCCUGGACGUCCUGAGCCCGGAGCUCAUUGCACUUGCGGUGCAGCUGACCGACCAUGCGGCCGCCGGGGUGCUGACUCUGCCGGCCAAGGCCAACCUCUUCCCGCAGCCCACCUGGGCCGCCAAGACCGCCGGCUGCCUGGCGCACCCGUCCAACAUUGACCUGGCCAUCAUGGUCAUCCUGGACGACACGCAGGUGUGCCUGAACAUCGAGCACCCGCUGUGGCGCGCGCUGGCCAACAACUUUGCCCGGCGCAGCAACGGCCCGAAGGCCGUGUCCUGGGUGACGCACAGCUUUGCCGCCUUCUGGUCGAAGAUCUUCGAGCAGGGUCUCCUCCAGGUGGAGAACUACACCAAGCUCGAGCUGGCGCUGACCUUCGUGGCGCAGCUGGCCGCGGCCGGUGCCUCCGGUAGCGUCCUCUUCCAGGCCCUCUCGCCGAACCUGGUCUACCAGUUCCGCCGGGCUCUGGUCACCACCAAGAAGCCGAUCCAUGCCCCGGCCAUGGCGCUGAUGAAUGCCCUGAUUGCUCGCUGUGCUGGUGAUGUGGAGCUUACCCUGCAGAUGUCCUUCUGGACGGUGCAUGCGUACCUCCCGCGCGCCUUCUCCACCGCGGCCAAGAAGCAGCUGCUGUCCUUCCUGUAUGCGGCGCUCCCCAACCGGGUCGCCCUGCUUGCCCGGCUUCAGGAGCUCUUCUACGACCCGCGCCCCCUGCUGGCUCGUUACCUUCAGGCCACCGGCGGGCAGAGCCGCAAGUCCUCGGCCGCCGAGGAGGCCGCCAACCCGGCCCUCGCGGCCGAGGCCGCCGCCUCCGCCCAAUCCCAGGAGGCACACCUGGCCAACAGCCUGCGUCUCUUCCUGCUGGAUCACAUGCAGAUGAUCCUGCGCCAGUCCGACAGUGUCAGCACCCUGGUCGAGCCGCUGCUCAGCCUGGCCCUGUGUGUUGGUCACUUCCAGGUCAGCCCCGAGGCCAGCCUCAGCAGCGAGGGGAGCCUGGCGGUGCCGGCCGCCCUGCAGGCCGAGGCCACUCGGCCGGCCCCGACCCCGGCCUUUGAUGCCCGGGUGCGGUCCGUUUCGCGGACCGCCCUGUCGGCCCUGCUCUUCGCCGGGUGCCAGCUGGCCCCGGGGCAGGCGACCGCCGCCCCCCCUGCCGCCAGUGGCGGCCCCGCUGGCCAUGUGACCCUGUCCAGCAAGCUCGAGGCCAGCAUCCGGCUGAUGCGUCUCGUGGGCGACGGGUUCAUGGCGCUGGCCGGUGCCACGGCCGGCGUCGUGAAGCUGGCCCGGCCGACCGAUGAGCUGGCUGUGCCGGAGCCGGCGGUCGACCCGGCUGACGAGGUGGCCGCCCUGGUCGAGGCCCAUGGGCUGCUGACUGCCAGCCUGGCCGCCGUGGCCAAGCAGCGCGGCCAGCUGGCCGCCGAUGAUGCCACCAGCCCGGCGUACCUGACCGUGUUCGAGCUCCUGGCGCGGACUUUCUUCUUCCAGGUGUUGGUGGGCGAGCUGCCGAUCGAGGGGUUCACCGAUCAGCUGAGCGAUCUGGACCAGGCUCGGGCGGCGCUCUUCCCCAAGCCCUCUGGCCGGGGGAAGGCCCCGCUGGCGGUGUCCCUGGGUGCCGUGGCCGCGGGCCAGCCGAGCCCGGUGGCUGUCGUGGUGGACAUGCUGCUGGCCAUCCUGAUGCAGCCGAGCCAGCUGCUGCGUCUGAUUGCGCAGCACUCUUCCGAUGUCUUCUCGCAGAGCUGCGACUCGGAGUCGGUGCAGCUGCUGGCCAAUGUGCUGGCUGCCUCCACGGGAUCGCUGGUCGAUGGCGAAGGGGCGGAGGAUGCCGAGGAUGACAUCCCCGAGGAUGAGGAGAUGUCUGACGGCGAGGCGGCCAGCGAUGGCUCCGACUCGGAUGGUGCUUCCGAUGCUUCGGACAGCUCCGACGAUGAGGACGAGGAUGAUGACGAUGAGGACGACGACGACCUGGAGUCCAAUCGCCUGGAGCUGACCCCGGAAAUGCGGAGCCUCCUGACCGGGAGCCGCGCUGCCGGCGAUUCGAAGAUGGCCGACGCAUCGGGCUCCUCCGACUCCGGUUCCGGCUCCGAGGGCGAGGACGAGGACGAGGACGACGAGGUGGCCGAUGAUGAGCAGAUGUUCGCCAUCGAGCAUCAGCUCCGCAAGAUGUUCAAGCUGCGCCGCCUGCAGGCGCAGGCUGAACGCAAGAAGACCCGCAUCUCGCAGGACUUCCAGAUCAAGGUCCUCUCCUUUGUGGACACCAUCAUCUCGCACACUCGCAAGCCGGAGCCGGUUGCCGAGCUGCUGCCGAUCGUCACGCGCCUGGCCCUGGGCACCAACACUCCGGAGUUGCUGUCCCGUGCGGCGCAGACCCUCGGCAAGUUUGGGCAGUUCCGCCCGAGCAAGGAAAUCGAGCAGGAGGAUCUGCGCGCGCGUCUUGUCGAGCAGCUGGAUGACUAUGCCAAGUCCAUCCGGACCAUCAAGAACACCACCACGUCGGUCUCCCUGCAGGAUCUCCUGUCCAUUGCCUUUGUCACGACAGUGCGUCUGCUGGAUGUGUCUGCCUCGACCGGUGGCAAGGCCGCGGACUCGUCCAGCCCGCUGGGCAUGGCCCAGGGUCUGGUCCUCGACCUGGCCAGCCAGGGCGAGGUCAACAGCGUGGUGGAGGACUUUGUGGCAUUCACCGUCCAGCGCCUGUCGGUGCUGGCUGGGCCGGUGCUGGCCGGUGUUGCUGAGCAGCUGGCCGCCGCGGCUGCCGCCAAGUCCACGCGUGACCUGCACCGGCAUCUGCGCUUUGCCGAGAAGCUCCUGCUGAACUUGUCGGGCGCCGACCACUAUGCCCCUCUUGUCAGCAAGUUUGUGCUCGCCGCGCGCGACAUCAUCCAGAUGCUGGCCGACAAUGAGGACAUCUCCAAGAACUGGUUCCACACUCGGACUCUGCUGCAGCUGCUGAACACCAUCCUGCGUCGCUUCCGCCGGAACCUGCCCGAGGACGAGAUCUUUGCCAAGGAGCUUCACACUGCUCUGGAUGGGACCCUGUCUAAUGUCGCCCUGUUGGCCCGGUGCCCUCAGUGGCGUUCCAUGAUCCUGAACAUCCUGGAGGGUGUCGGCCUGAAGUCUACCGUCAUCGUGGUCGGCAAGCGGUCGCCCAAGUCUCUGGUCCAGAAGGCUUCCACUGGCGGGGUUGUUGUCGCCGCUGCCGAUGUUCAGAACCUCCGGAAGCAGGGUCGCAAGGAGCGCCGCCGCCAGGCGGCUCAGGCCAAGCGUCAGACCACCGCCGAAGAGGCCGAGUCCAAGAAGCGCACGCGCUCUGAGGACGAGGAUACCAAGGUGGAGGAGGGUGCCAAGCCCGCUGAUGAGGAUGCCAAGAAGGACGCCAAGAAGGACGCCAAGAAGGACGCCAAGAAGGACGCCAAGAAGGAGGCCGAGAAGGACACCAAGACCGACGCCCCGUCUAAACGCCGCCGCAUUGCCGAUGGCAAGAAGUAG
Fonticula alba is the source of this 4305-nucleotide messenger RNA. RefSeq lists its product as hypothetical. The coding region runs from base 1 to 4305 and encodes 1434 amino acids. The transcript is spliced from 7 exons. The record is from RefSeq and is a predicted model, not a curated record. Gene Ontology annotation, biological process: regulation of DNA-templated transcription. NCBI's taxonomy places the organism in Eukaryota, Rotosphaerida, Fonticulaceae. Gene Ontology annotation, cellular component: nucleolus. Gene Ontology annotation, molecular function: transcription factor binding; DNA binding.